CAAGCUGUUUAUUUUCCUCGCAAUAAAAUGCAGUAAAAACAAUAAAAGCUGGCUUACCACGUUUGUUCGGUAUUUCGGGCAGGUGUCAAAUUUGCAGACGGCUCCUGAGCAGGUGGGAGUUUCCUGCUCUUGUUUAUUGGUGCUGAUGCAAAAUAUAAGCAGCAUCAUCCAGACCAGACGCCAGCGAAGGAGCAUUUGAAAGUUAUGGUUGUAUGACUUCAGCCCCUGAGACGUAAGUCUUACUCAUGGCCGACACAAAGCUGUUUGAGACAAAAGCUCCCCCUCUGGAUGGGAGGGGCUUGGCGCUGGAUGUGCUGGGCUUCCUGGACUCUCUGGGGGAGGACAACAGCACAGCAGCAGAGAGGUGCUACCGCUCCCACUCCCGCAGCAGCGUCCUUCAGGGUCUACCUUUUGGAGGGGUGCCCACGGUCCUCGCCAUCAACGUUGUCCUGUGGAUGUUUCUUUUGCUGAUCUUCUCCUGUUUGAGGAAGGCCGCAUGGGACUAUGGCCGCCUGGCUCUGUUGAUGGAAAAUGACAGCCUUACAUCCUUGUUCUACGGAGAGCAGAGUGAGAAGGAGAAGUCCCCGUCAGAAUCCAGCCCAUCAGACUCCGAAACCAAGGAUCUAGGCUUCUGCUCUUGGCUAACAUCUCUUUACCAUAUGAAGGAUGAGGAGAUCAGAAGUAAGUGUGGCGUCGACGCGACCACCUACCUGUCCUUCCAGCGCCACAUCAUCCUGCUCAUGACCGUGGUCUGCCUGCUGUCUUUGGCCGUCAUCCUGCCUGUCAACUUUUCCGGGAACCUCCUAGGUGAUAAUCCUGAAAACUUUGGAAGAACAACUGUGGCUAAUCUUCCUGCAAAAGAUAGCUUCCUGUGGCUCCAUAGUGUGUUUGCUCUGCUCUACUUCAUCAUCACUGUGCUGUGUAUGGCCCACCACUCCACGUGCCUGGAGCACAAAGAGGAUCAAAAGGUGGCCAGGACCCUUAUGAUCACCAGUAUCCCCAGGGAGAUCUCAGACCCAGGCCUUAUCACCAAACACUUCCACGAGGCCUACCCCAGCUGUACUGUAACUGACAUCCGCUUCUGCUUCAAUGUACACAAACUGAUGAGGCUGGAUUCUGAGAGACGGAAGGCGAUGAAAGGACGUCUGUAUUUUGCAACUAAGGCCCAGAAGGAGGGGAGGAUCAUGAUUAAGACCCACCCCUGCGCUGCCAUCUUCUGCUGUGAUGUGUGUGGCUUUGACCAGGUGGAUGCAGAGCAGUACUACAGUGAGUUAGAGGAGAAACUGACUGAUGAGUUUAAUGCAGAAAAGCAUCGCAUCUCACUCAAGAGGCUUGGCAUUGCUUUUGUGACCUUUCGGGAUGAGAGGAUGACUGCUGUUAUUGUGAAGGACUACAGCCGUGUCCAUUGCCGUCGGAAACCUCAGCAAUCUAGCAUCACUACGGUAGUUCAGUCUCACAGGUGGGGUGUCAGCUACGCCCCUGCACCGAGCGACAUAAUCUGGGAGAACCUGUCCGUGUGUGGCUCUCGCUGGUGGCUCCGCUGCUUCGCGCUCAACAUCCUCCUCUUCCUUCUCCUAUUCUUUCUCACCACACCUGCCAUCAUCGUCAACACCAUGGAUAGGUUCAAUGUCACCCAGCCUGUGGACAGCCUGAAGAGUCCAGUCAUCACUCAGUUCUUCCCGACCCUCUUGCUCUGGGCCUUCUCUGUACUGCUACCCUUCAUUGUCUACUACUCAGCUUUUUUUGAGUCUCACUGGACCAGGUCCAGUGAGAACCAGAUAACAAUGCACAAGUGCUUUCUGCUGCUGGUGUUCAUGGUGAUCAUCCUUCCCUCGCUGGGUCUCUCCAGUCUGGACCUGUUCUUCAGGUGGCUGUUUGAUGUCAACUUCCUAGAAGACAGGGAUAUUAAAUUCCAGUGUGUUUUCCUGCCUGAUAAUGGAGCGUUCUUUGUCAACUACGUGAUCACAUCCAGCCUGAUUGGCACAGCCAUGGAGCUGCUGCGAAUCCCAGCUCUGAUGGUAUAUGCUCUGCGCCUCUGCUUCGCCAAGUCCGGGGCUGAGCGUAUCCACGUUAAACGGAGCCAGGCCUAUGAGUUCCAGUUCGGUCUGGAGUACGCCUGGACCAUGUGUAUCUAUGCUGUCAGCAUGACCUACAGUAUUACCUGUCCUAUUAUCGUGCCCUUUGGGCUGCUCUACCUGAUCCUGAAACACAUGGUGGACCGCUACAACAUCUACUACGCAUACGUGCCCACCAAGCUGAACCAGCGCAUCCACACUGCAGCCCUCAGCCAGGUCAUCGUGGCUCCAGUCCUCUGCAUGUUCUGGCUCCUGUUCUUCUCCGUGCUGAGACUGGGCCCAGUGCGUCCCAUCACACUCUUCACGUUUAUCUCCCUGCUCUGCUGCAUUGCCUUCUCCCUCUUUGGCUUUUGUCUGAGGAAACAGCCGGACAAGUCAUCAAGCUACCAGAUGUCUGACCAGAUGUCUGCUGAUCAGCCCGCAGAAAGAACAUUUGUAGAUGCAGAGAGAAGCUCCACCCACUCCACCACCCCAUCCAAUCUGUUUGUGGCAUCUGUAUUGUUGGAUCCGGAGCUAGGCCUCACCCCAAUGCCCUCUCCGGCCCACCAGAGCUAUGGGACCAUGGCCAACUCCCAGGACAGAGAGGAGGAGGAAGAGGAGGACAAGGAGGACCAAGUGGAAACUGUGGAGACAGAGCUCCAGGAGCCUCCAGACCCCUACUACUCCAGCCCCCUCAUGGACAGCCCAGUGGGCUACCAGUGACUGACACCCUCCCCCAACGCAAAAACGCUCAAAUGCUUCAUUUCUCGGCUUUAACCUCAGAACCCCACCCAGCUGCCCCCAGCCACCUCUGGCUGAACCGGAUUGGUGAGAAACCAUUUGGAUGUUGUCUUUGGAGGUUCCAAUGCUGACAUCACUUCCUCCACAGCCCUGUUGCUGGGAUGUGGAGAAAGGAUGUAAGUGACCUUUCCUUCCUCAUUGUGAAAGGUCAGAGUAACCCCUCCUCAACACAUCUCUGUCAGCUGUCAUCGUGAAUCAACCAUAAUGAGGAUACUUCACACAAAGUGCAUCUGUCGGUUUCCGGCUUCCCGCUUUCUUGUUUUCUCCCUUUCUUCCCUCGGCGUGUUAUUAAUGAGGCGUGCCAUACUGUAUGUGACUUGGCAGGGGGUUGACUGUGUUGCGGGAAAGAACACUGCGUGUGCAUCCUGGACAGGAGCAGGGGUGAAUCUCUACGCAGUGGGUGGAACGGAUUGACCUUACUGGACAGAUUGGUCCCACUAGACAGAGUGGUCUUGUGACUUGGAGAUCUGGCACUGGUGUGGUGGAACUCUGUGAGGCAGAGGGUUAGGGAUACGGGUUGUGAUCAAGCCAUCUGCAGUGAGAGAACAGGACAGACGGAGGAGGGAACGGAGGCAGAGUGGAACUCAGAGCUCUAACACUCCCUACGGAGGAGAAGGCACAAGAAACCCAAUGGGAUCUGCUGCUAUUGUAAUUGCUGUUAGCGUUGUUAUUUUGCUACUCCGUACAGUCCUGUGUGUGAUGUUACCGUGCUGACAGGAGAGGGACGGGUCAUGUGUGUUAUUGUUUUAUAACAAUCUAUAAUGCCAUUGCUUCAUUAUUGUUUUUAAAUAUUCUUAUUGGACAAGUUGAGAUACCGCUUCCAUUUGGAAACAUUAUUUCCAAUUUAUUUGGCUUUUAAAUCUUUUUCAUAAAGGCCAGGCAGCAAAAACAGUCAUGAAAAGAUACUAAUUGCAGCCUGUUUUAUCAUGGUAGUAGUCCAAAGCAAGUCCUUCUCUCCACUGCAUGUUGGGAAUGCUCUACGAGAUAGGAUUUGCCUGGACAUUGCUCUACUAGAGGUCCACCCUUCAAACUAAACAGCUAAUUCCAAUGCUGUGUAAGACUCAGCUGGCACAGUCAUACAGUAAUGUUUGCUAGUUUUUUAUUGCAAGUGUUUUGCUUCUCAAGGGCGGGAAGUUUUCCCUGCCAAAAUGAGUGCAACCUGGUUGUUGUUUGUAAUAGUGCUCUCUUGCUGUGCCUUCAAGAAAAACUCCCCGUCGUCUGACAAUCCAGCAUGGCCUGAAUUAUGCUGCAUGGACUGAACUGAAGGAGCAGGGAACCAGGUGAGACAGACGUAGAUAAAAACCCAUAGAGGGGAAUAUGUACACAUUCUGGCUAUAGUUCUAACCAAACACCCAAUUACCAGCUAUGAUCUUUCUCCUGUGUGUGUUUGAGCAGCAAUCCUCCUAUGGAUAGUGUGGAAUAGAGAUCUCUUAGACAAGCACGGUUCAAUAUUAUUUUGUAUAAUAAUUAUUUUCUGUGUAUUUUCAGUCAUUUCGGUAACAACUAAUUAUAUUACAUGUGUAAUUACACAAACAAGUGUGGUAAUUAACUGUAAUAACUCUACAAUGACAACAUGUUCUAGUCUGGAAUUACAGUGGUAACAAAUGCUUGUUGCAAAUGUGCAAGUUUUCACUAAAUUCACAAAUGCAGUAUUUGUUUUGCAAUGAUGCCCCUGAUUCAGUAAAAUACUUUCACAAUGGAUAGAUGUGCUUUAGAGUCCAAGCUUAGAAAGUCUCUAAUUACUACCCAAGAAUGAGCAGUCUCUAAAAUCUCCACUCAAUGUUUUUGCUAGUAGUUGUUGGCAAAAACCUAAUUAACUAGGCUUACUUUCAUUGAUGAAAACAGACUUCUGCAUAACUACUGUACAAUGUCUUUACCAGAUUAAAACCAAACAUGUCUUGAGGGGUACUUUCUUGGAAUUGAACUACAUUUUGGAAGAGAUUGUUGAUAGUUUAAAUAAAAUCUCGGUUUUGGGGUUUAAAAUAGUUAUUUCUAUGUAGUAGUGUACUACUGAAAUUACAUGUUAAUCUUUAAACAAAAAUAAAAUGUUGGUGAACCAACAAAUAAUUUCCCUUUUUAGCAUCGCAUUUACAUAUUAUAAUUUUCAUAAAGCAUUGUUGUUAAAGUAACUUUAGUUAAGUAAAUUAUAUUGUGGCUUUAGUUUAUCUUAAAUAUGCAGGGUUGAACUGCAAAAAACAAAACAAAAAAUGAAACUUCCCAUACUGAGCUGAAUGUGUAAUAUGUUAUUUAUAUGUGCAUAACCUGUAAAUGUAAUCACAAUCAUAUCUCAGUUACCCAUGAAAUUCAAGUUUGAAAGCGAUGGUGAUAUGAGGCACAUACAAGACAGUGUAUGUAGUUUUCAGGGACUGGUUUAGGCUUCUUCCAUUGUGAAAUAAUUGGAAUCUUGGUGAACUGUAUUUUCAGGGUAGCUUCCCUAAAAUUGUACUUGCAUAGUUUGUUACCUACAUAUAUACUAUAGAUACUGUUGAGCUAUUACCAUAAACUUAAUACUUGUUACCAAUUGGAAGGAUGAGCUUCUGCUUUUGUCUACAAAAUUGCAACAUUUAAAAUGAACAGCCAUUGAUUAAAUACUUUGAGUGAGGUGGUUAGUUUCAGAAAAGUAUACAUUUGAAACGAGCAUGGUAACAAGCAUUUGUUUUUACAGCUCUGUAAUUACAGUGUGUAAUACCCCCCAUUACAUCUGGUUAGUACAGUGUGACUUUGAAUUAUUACAGUUAAUUAUAAUGCUUGUAUAAAAUAUGGUCACACUGUAAUAAGGAUCUCUUAAAAUUAAGUAUAUUGUAAUUUUAAAUUAUAUAAGUAUUAUUAUAACAUCAGCUAAAUAGUUUUUCUGUUUGUCAAGUACUUAAUUUCAAAUAUCUUGGACCAGGUUCUAAUGGAUUUAAGUAAAUCAGUAGUUGUUUUUGAAAAUACACUUGUCUGUGCAUUUAAAGGAAUAUUUUUCAAGUGUAUCAGGCUAUUUACUUCCGAAUGUGUCUGAAAGUAAUUGAAAUAUCCUAUAUAGCAGAGGUGUCAAACCGGUUCCACGGAGGGCCGAGUGUC
Esox lucius (northern pike) is the source of this 5918-nucleotide messenger RNA. RefSeq names its product transmembrane protein 63C (gene tmem63c). Gene Ontology annotation, cellular component: plasma membrane. Lineage: Eukaryota; Metazoa; Chordata; Actinopteri; Esociformes; Esocidae. Gene Ontology annotation, molecular function: calcium-activated cation channel activity. The transcript is spliced from 23 exons. The record is from RefSeq and is a predicted model, not a curated record. Bases 246 to 2777 code for a protein of 843 amino acids.